AUGGAGGUUCAGGAAUCUACCAAAGUAAGACAAUAUAGCAAUAACCAAAAACUACUUCUGAUCGGAGAAGGAGAUUUUUCAUUUUCUUUGUCUCUAGCCAAAGCCUUUGUUUCAGCCACCAACAUCACUGUGGCAUCUCUUGAUAUUCGAGAUGGGCUCGGGCGUCAGUACAACAACGGAAACGCGAACAUGGAAGAGUUGGAGAAACUUGGGUGCACCGUGGUCCGAGGUGUUAACAUACAUUCUAUGACUUCAGCCGAUGGCUUGAACCAAUAUGACAGAAUCGUCUUUCAUUUUCCUCAUGCAGGGAAACACCGAAAUGUAGUGAAAGGAUUUAUGGAGAAUGCGAUAGAGAUGGUGAAAGACAAAGAUGGAGAAAUACAUGUCACUCAUAAGACAAUAUACCCAUUUAACAAGUGGGACAUGAAGACUAUAGCUGAGGAGACGGGUUUGCGUUUAAUCCAGCAGAUGCAGUUUAACAAAUGGACAUUUCCGGGUCACUCCAACAAUAGAGGAAGUGGAAGUAACUGUGACGCUAGCUUUCCUUUUGGAUCAGUUGUUACUUUCAUGUUUAAGAAAUAA
Messenger RNA from Eutrema salsugineum, 582 nucleotides. RefSeq lists its product as uncharacterized. The record is from RefSeq and is a predicted model, not a curated record. Lineage: Eukaryota; Viridiplantae; Streptophyta; Magnoliopsida; Brassicales; Brassicaceae. The transcript has 3 exons. The coding region runs from base 1 to 582 and encodes 193 amino acids. Gene Ontology annotation, cellular component: cytoplasm. Gene Ontology annotation, molecular function: rRNA (uridine-N3-)-methyltransferase activity. Gene Ontology annotation, biological process: rRNA base methylation.